GUCACAGGAGCCGCGAGGAGCUGUCAGCCAAUCAGAGCUCUCGAUCCUACAGAGGGAGGGAGCGGAAGUGGAGGGCGGAGUUCCGGUGGGGAGCGGUGGGGACGGAGGCAAUGGAGUUCCCUGGCGGCAGUGACAACUUCCUGGCCAUCACUGGCAGCGCUCACCCCUUCCUCAGUGGGGCAGAGACCUUCCACACCCCCAGCCUGGGGGAUGAGGAGUUCGAGAUCCCCCCGAUCCCAUUGGACUCGGACGUCGUGGGUCACUUCGAGGACUUGGGGGGCAGCAAUGGGGCAGGGGUGGGGGGAGGGGCCGCCCACUAUGGGGUGCAGGGGUUGGAGAUGGGGAUGGGGCAUGCGCUGAUGGAGCAGGGAGCUGGGCUGCUGGCUAUGGAGCUGGAGGCCUCCAUGAGCACCCCCUACAGCACCACCCCCCCCGUCACCAUCGACGUCCCCAUAGCGGGGCUGCUGGGCCCGGGUCAGCUGACCACCAUCGACCAAUCAGAGCUCAGCACGCAGCUGGGGCUGAGCCUGGGAGCCAAUGGGGGGGCAGGAAGCGGAACCCCCCCUCCCCCCCCCCAAGCGGAGGCCCCGCCCCCCCCCGAGGAGAGGCUCUCGCCCCCCCCAUCCCCAACGGGGUCUAUGCAGGAGGAGGAGGCUGAGGAGUUCCGGAGGCCCCAAAAUGACCCUAAAUUGCCCAAAAUGACUCUAACUCCGCCCCCCGGCCCCUGCGACCCCCCCCGUGUUCGGGGCAAGCCCCCCAAGAAGGGCAAGAAGAAGAAGGACCCCAAUGAGCCCCAGAAGCCUGUGUCUGCCUAUGCCCUGUUCUUCCGGGACACACAAGCUGCCAUCAAGGGGCAGAAUCCCAGCGCCACCUUCGGGGAGGUGUCCAAGAUCGUGGCCUCCAUGUGGGAUAGUCUGGGGGAGGAGCAGAAACAGGUGUACAAGAGGAAGACAGAGGCAGCCAAGAAGGAAUACCUGAAAGCCUUGGCCGCUUACCGAGCCAUCCUGACCUCCGACCCCCCCCGACGCCGACCCCUCCAGGCCGAGGAGGAGGUGGUGGAGAUGGUGGGGGGGGAGUUCGGGGGAGAGGCUGACUCCCCCCCCGGGCUGGCAGUGGAGCUGGUCCCUGAGGACCCUCCCCCCCCGCGCUGCAUCCGGGCUGGAUGUGGGAACCCACCAGUGGCCAGUGGGGACUGGGAUGAGGAGUACUGCAGCAGUGAGUGCGUGGUCAGGCACUGCAGGGACGUGUUCCUGGCCUGGCUCGCCGCCCGCAACUCCAGCCCCAACAACGUGGUCUUCGUCAAGUGACCCCAUUGACUCUUAUGGGGCACGGCCCUAUAGACGCUUAUGGGGCACAGCAUCCCCAUAGGCUCUUAUGGGGCACAGCAUCCCCAUAGGCUCUUAUGGGGCACAGCAUCCCCAUAGGCUCUUAUGGAGCAUCCCCCUAUAGACACUUAUGGGGC
Messenger RNA from Melopsittacus undulatus (budgerigar), 1462 nucleotides. It is a transcript of the gene TOX4, whose product is annotated as TOX high mobility group box family member 4. Gene Ontology annotation, biological process: regulation of transcription by RNA polymerase II. NCBI's taxonomy places the organism in Eukaryota, Metazoa, Chordata, Aves, Psittaciformes, Psittaculidae. Gene Ontology annotation, cellular component: nucleus. Gene Ontology annotation, molecular function: chromatin DNA binding. Bases 111 to 1307 code for a protein of 398 amino acids. The transcript has 13 exons. The record is from RefSeq and is a predicted model, not a curated record.